Molecule: messenger RNA, 4909 nt
Organism: Sphaerodactylus townsendi
Lineage: Eukaryota; Metazoa; Chordata; Lepidosauria; Squamata; Sphaerodactylidae
Product: zinc finger protein 345-like
Exons: 4
Coding region: 611-2980 (789 amino acids)
Biological process (GO): regulation of transcription by RNA polymerase II
Molecular function (GO): RNA polymerase II cis-regulatory region sequence-specific DNA binding; DNA-binding transcription factor activity, RNA polymerase II-specific
Source: RefSeq, a predicted model, not a curated record
GAGUAUCUCCGCAGUUGCAAGGGAGGGAGACACCCCCUUCCCACCGCCGCGAUUUCGGAUCUCCUCUCUCUCUAUUCUUUAUGAUCCUCCGCCCCCCAACCUUCCCCCCGCCUUCCUGCCUCCCCCUCCUCUCCCUCCUCUCCCCUCAGCAUCAGAUCCCCAUCACCAGCAGCUUCCUCCUGCCCCUUCCUGUGUCCUUGCAAUACCAAGCCGGUCUGCAACCUAUUGCAUUUUUUAAUUUUUUAUUUAUUUUGGGGGACUGGUCGCUAAUAAUUAUUGCAAUGAUUCAAUAAAUCACGAGGGGAGUCUCCGGAUUUCGCAGGCACGAUCCGUUCGCUUCUGAACCGGAAGCACCAGGUGAUCAAGAGGGCGAGAAAGAGGGGGAAAUGUAGGGAAUGGGAGAAAGGAAAGCGAGCGACUUCGGAUCGGGUUCGGCUUUCUGGACCCCCCGUCCCCCUCCCCGUUGACACGCCCGGGAGCCAGAGAAGAUGCCGCUGCAGGAGACGCGAACACGCCCCACCAUGCAACAGUAAUCCAAGACUAGAGGCUACCUUGCAGCCAGGAAAAGGGGCAAAGCAAUCUGCGGACUCUUCUGGAUCUCAGAGACGACAUGCAAGAAAAUUACGAGAAUGUGAUCUCUUUGGCAGAAGAAAUUGCAAUCAGCUGGCCCCGGAUAACUGCUUUUGCCGAAUCUCACAGGAGAAGAGGAUUGGCACCUGUUUCCUUUCCCAGGCCCGAGGAGUUACUGGAUUCUCUCGUCGCUCCAACAGACGAUGGGAUGAUGAGUGACAAUGGGAAUGAGGAAGAGGAGGAAGAAGAGGAAGGGGAGGUGAGGACACAGCAGGACGGAGGAGGAACAAGAGGAGAAGGUGGUGAAGGGAACAUUGUGGUGGAAAAAGUAGAUGCCCAGCACGACCCUCUACCGAAGAAAUCAAAGGAGAAAGCUAGCGAUGAAGGCCAGGGCCAGAAAGCCUUGGAGGAGCAGCCAAAGAAGCCCUUGGGGAAGAAACAGGGCAGCAAGCCAGUCGCUCACCGUGGCUUCAAGAAGCUCACCCCUCGAGGCCACCAUGGACUGCUCAGCCAUGCUGGGCGGUGCCUUGAUUGCGGGAAGGGCUUUGGCUUUGGUAAGCGCUCACGGUUGCACAGUGGCCCUGGCAUGGAGAAACCCUACAAGUGCAAUGAGUGUGGCAAGUGUUUCCGCCUCAACUCCACCCUGGUGACCCACCAGAGGCGCCACACCAGCACCAAGCCUUACCGCUGUGCCGAAUGCGGCAAGAGCUUCAGCGUUGGCUCAGCCUUCAUCCAGCAUCAGCGCAGCCACGUGGGCAAGAAGACGGGUGCAAGCCCGGCUCGGCCCUGCGAGUGUAACGUUUGCGGCAAGAGCUUCGGCCUCCCUGCCCACCUUAUCAAACACCAGAAGCAGCACCUGGAGGAGAAGCCCUACAAGUGCACCGAGUGUGGCAAGGGCUUCAACUGGAACUCGCACUUGGAACGCCACCGGCGCAUCCACACUGGCGAGAAGCCCUAUGUAUGCGAGGACUGUGGCCGGGCUUUUGCCUGGAGUUCCCACCUUGACCGCCACCGGCGCAUCCACUUCGGCAGCGUUCAAGCUUCCCCUUGCAAGUGCUGCAUGGCCGCCGCAACGACACCAGCCAGUAAAGCCAGCACCAAACCCUACCAAUGUAGCGAAUGCGGCAAAGGGUUUAACAAGAACGCAGCGCUGUCCAAGCACCGUCGAGCUCACCACGCUGCAGAGAAACCCUAUGUUUGUGAGGACUGCGGCAAGAGCUUUGGGCUAAACGGUGCUCUGCUGCAGCACCGGCGUACUCGCCACCCUGAUGUCUCUGCCAAGCCCUACACCUGUAGUGACUGUGGGAAGAGCUUUGCCUGGAGCUCCCAUCUGGACCGACACCAGCGCAUCCAUGCUGGAGACAAGCCCUUUCACUGUGAUGACUGUGGCAAGGGUUUUUCACAGAGCUCUCACUUGGAGCGGCACCAACGUGUGCACAGGAGUGCUGAGCACCCACCCUGUCGCUGCAUGGACUGUGGGUUCUUGGGAGCCCGGCGGAAGCGGCGGCGUGGGACCUUACUACCCUGCAAGUGCACUGACUGUGGCAAGAGUUUCCUCUGGCGGCGCCCGGCUUGCAGCGAGUGUGGGAGGGGCGGGGGGGAAGGCGUGCGACACCAAGGCACUCAGACUGGCGAGAAGCCCUAUUCCUGUAUAGACUGUGGCAAGUGCUUUGCCCAGAAUUCAGCAUUAGCCAAGCACCGCCGCAUGCACACGGGCGAGAAGCCAUACAAGUGCAACGAGUGUGGCAAAAGUUUCAGCGUGCGCUCCAACCUGCUGAAGCACCAGCGCACCCACCUGGGCGAGAAGCCCUACAAGUGCAGCGACUGUGGCAAGGGCUUCAUUCAGAAGUCCGACCUCACCAAACACCACCGCAUGCACACUGGCGAGAAGCCGUACCGCUGCGACGCCUGUGGCAAGUGCUUCAGCGUCAGCUCCAACCUCAUCAAGCACCAACGCAUCCACUUGGGCGAGAAGCCCUACGUGUGCGCGGACUGCGGAAAGGCUUUCAUCCAGCGCUCGGAGCUCACCAUCCACCAGCGCACCCACACUGGAGAGAAGCCCUACAAGUGCAGCAUCUGUGGCAAAUGCUUUAGCCGCAGCUCCCACCUCAACCGCCACCAGCGCACCCACAGCAAUGACAAGGCUUCUACUGGCACGGCCCCUGCCUCACUGCUUGCUACUGACACUGCCAAGCCUGCUGCUCCUCUCCCCACCUCUGCCUUCUCGGCCUCUUUCACUUCACCAAGCCCCCUCCCCACACUGUCUUCCUUCCCUUCUUCUCCCUCCCCGCUCCACAUCCCUUCUCUGGAGCUACCCUGGGCCUUGCCUUUCCCAACCCGAGGCUUCCAGCACCCGUCCUUCCCUUCGCCUGCUCCUUCUGGUGCCCAGACCUCAUCCUUAAUAAACUAGCCCUUUCCCCUUCUCUUCCCAUCCCGUUCCACUUCUCAUAUAGCAAAUAGGGUUGCCAACAGGCCUGGAGAAAAAGGCCUUGUCUUUUUUUUUAACAGAGGCUUAAUGUGUGGAAAUGCACAGCUUUUUCAAGCAUGGAGGUGAAUAAACAUAACCUGGCACAUACCAAUCCCACUGUGUGUGUGGUAAGUGCCGUCAAGUCCCUUCUGACUUACGGUGACCCUACAAAUCAGUGUUCUCUGAAACAUCCUAUGGUUAACAGGUUUGCAAAUUUAGGCGGUCGUUUCCUUUAUAGAGUCAAUCCACUUCAUAGUGGGUCAUCUUUUCCUGUAGCCUUCAACUUUUCUUAGUGUUAUUGUCAUUUCCAGUAACAAUUCCAUUAAGCCCCUAUUAAAGAAUCAGGAUUUCCCUCUUUCCCGCCCAGGAAGUUGGCAACCCUGUCUGCAAAGUCCACACUCUGCAAAGUCCAGCCCCGCAGCCUGGUUGGUUGCCCUUCUAGUUGUUCUGCCACUGCCACUGCCUCCUUUCCAUUAUUGCUCCAUGCCUUGUGUUGCAAGUCUCAGCAGACAAACAUUUUCUGCUUCUUUUCUAAGAGGGAAAACUUUUCUCUGGGCAGAAAUUGUUCGGUCUGUGGAAAUGCUCCUUGGAUCCUUUGUAAGGGAGACCAGUUCUGCAGACAAUUAACAGUGCGCAACUGUUACAACAGUUACAGUCUAAGCCUAUUGAAACCAGUUGUAGUAACUCUGUUUAGGAUUGCAUUCUUAGUUUUUUCACUUUUUCUGCCCUUUCUUAAGCAGCCUGUCUUACUAUUCUUCCACUUGUCUUCAGCAAUGCUCCCCAUGGCUCCCUGCUGUCAUUACUUUACCACCUUGGCCAGAUCCUCCCAGCCAGACUAUCUCUUCCAUGUUUUCCUUCUCCAACUUCUGUCAAUCCACCAUGUUUUCCUUCUUCAACUUCUGUCAAACUUACCAUCUGCGUCCUUACUCCUUUCCACAACUCUGUUGCUGCAGUUCAGCACAACUUCUGUGUUUUGCCGUUAUGUUCCUGUUUGGACCUUUGGUUUGAUCCACAGAGCGACUUUAAUGGUUAAGAAGCCAAUUCAAAUAUUUAACAAGUUAUGUAAGGUACAACCUUCCUUUGGCUUAAUAUCAAAAUCUCCAUAGAGGAUUCUUUAAGGAAGAGUUUCUAUUUGGUUAUGCAAAGGAGGGGGGGAUGGAUCACAUAUUGCAGCCCACUCCUGUGCUAAAAUGAAUUUGAACACUUAGUAUUGGUUUGUUGAAGAGAAAACUUAUACUUAUAAAACUUAUCCCCAAACCAUAUCCCCAAUAUAUUAGUAUUCCUAAUAUGGCGAGAUUUUGACACAGGGUACUUUUGAAUGGGUGAUUUUCCCCUGUGUGCAUGUCUGAGAGAGGUACAAUUCCUCAAGUACUCAAGCAUGAUCCUUGGCUAAACGUUUGAAUUGGCUUUCCUUAAGUACAUAAAAAUCCUGCUGGAUCAGCCCAAAGAUCCACGGAAUCCAACAUCCUGUAUUCCAGAAGGGUCAGUCAGAUACUACUAGAUCUCCUAGUAGAUCAGUGCACAGAGUACCCUUGUUGUUGCCUGUGAGCACUUGGUAUUCAGAGAUAUAUUGCCUCUGAAGAUGGAGUUUCCAUUUAGCUAAUAGUCACUUUUGGCUCUGUCUUCCCUGGAUUUGUUUGGUCCCUUUAAACAUCAUCUAAGUUUGUAGAUACCUUGUGCCGUUCUUAGCCUGCAUCUCUGAUAUCAUCUGACGUUUACCUUCUCCCCACUUCUAGUCUUGUAGAGUCUGUUCUUCAGCUGCUGGGCCUGAAGUCUCAUAGAAUCAUAGAGCUGGAAGAGAUCACAAGAGCCAUCCAGUCCAAACCUCUGCCAUGCAGGAAUACACAAUCAAAGCACCCCCAGAGAUGACCA